AGGCCGCCGUGUUUGAGAAGUCCAGCUCCCCGCUGGAGUUCGCCAAGGUCACUUCCCGAUGAUGACAGUAAACAUGGAUGAUGUUCCCCAAAACGGACCCAGACCGCCCCGGAACCUCCAAGAUGACGAGGAGGCGCUCCACUCCAUCAUGAAGGACCUGGCAGCCCUGGGGUGUUGUUACACGCAGAACAGCCACAAGCCCAAGAGCAGAAGUUCACUGUACAAACAGGACUUGCGAGUCAAGCUGGAGCAUGAGAGAGAAAAACGGAUCAUCCCCUUCCAGAGGCCUCUGAAGAUCAAGGAGCUGCUGCAGAAAGUGACAGAAGCCUUUGGCCAGCAGAUGGAGAUGUUCUUCACGGAGAAGGAGCUGCUUCUGCCCCUGAAGACCCAGGAGGACUUGGACCAGGCCGUCUUGUCUCUGAGCUGCAGCACCGCGACCAGCGGCCUGCUCAGGAUCCUGCUGAAGACCCCCAAGAACAACCACUACCUGCAGGUGACCAGCAGAGACAAGCAGAGCGAGAUGAGGUCGUCGCGUUCGCUGGGCGACCUGAAAGGCUCGCUACUGAAGGGCUCGGAGAGAGUGCGCAAACAUUCCACAGGGUCCCUGCACACGGGCCGCACGUCGCCGCCCCCAGGCAGCGUCCCCGAGGAGCAGCAGCAGAUCGCCCGCCAGGGCUCCUACACCAGCAUCCACAGCGAGGGCGAGUUCAUCCCCGAGACUCAGGACCUCGGCAUGCUGGAUCACUUUGGCAGCGCGGGAAACUCGCUGUCGAGCAGCUGUCAAUCAAUCGACCAGGCGCUGGACAGUCCACCUUUCUCACAGAACAACCGUGACAACAAUUACAUGAACCUCAACUACGAAUACAAAGGACGCCACGGGAAAGGAGGAACUUUCCCCCGCCAGCUGCAGCUGCCCAGUCGGAGCAAAGACUACGGAGAUCGUCGCAGGACACUUCCGCGCAGCUUCAUGCCGCAGGAAAACCUGUUCCAGCUGGUUCCUUCCAGCCGCACGCGCAGCUACAACGGAGACAGCACCUUGCAGUACAGCGAGCUGCGCCAGCGCGGCACGGCCAAAUCGCCGCGAGCGCCGGUCAACUGGCGGCAAGGCAAGCUGCUGGGCCGCGGCGCCUUCGGGGAGGUUUACCUGUGCUACGACGCCGACACGGGCCGCGAGCUGGCCGCCAAGCAGGUGCCCUUUGACCCCGACUGCCAGGAAACCAGCAAGGAAGUCAACGCUCUGGAGUGCGAGAUCCAGCUGCUGAAGAACCUUCGCCACGAGCGCAUCGUCCAGUACUACGGCUGUCUGCGGGACCUGGACCACAGGAAGCUCACCAUCUUUGUGGAGUUCAUGCCCGGGGGCUCCAUCAAGGACCAGCUGAAGGCGUACGGGGCGCUGACAGAGAAGGUGAGCAGGAGGUACAGUCGUCAGAUCCUGCAAGGUGUGUCCUACCUGCACAGCAACAUGAUCGUGCACAGAGACAUCAAAGGCGCCAACAUCCUGAGGGACUCUACAGGGAACGUGAAGCUGGGAGACUUCGGGGCCAGCAAGCGCAUCCAGACCAUCUGCAUGUCUGGCACGGGCAUCAAGUCUGUGACCGGCACCCCCUACUGGAUGAGCCCGGAAGUCAUCAACGGCGAAGGAUACGGCCGCAAGGCGGACGUGUGGAGCGUGGCGUGCACCGUGGUGGAGAUGCUCACCCAGAAGCCCCCCUGGGCCGAGUACGAGGCCAUGGCGGCCAUCUUUAAGAUCGCCACCCAGCCCACCAAGCCCGCCCUCCCGGAGGGCGUGUCCGACGCCUGCAGGGACUUCCUGCGGCAGAUCUUCGUGGAGGAGAAGUGGAGGCCCACCGCCGACGCCCUGCUGGCCCACGCCUUCGUGCAGGGCGGCUUCUGACCCCGCCCACCUGACUCAGGUCAGGCCGCCGGGGGGGACUCUGUGACGUGAGGGGGCGUGGCCUGAAUGGCGAGAAAGCACUUUUGCGGCCUUCUUUUCCCACUCGACAAAAAAAAGACUUCUUGAAGUAUUGUUUGUACUGUAAACCUUUUCCUACUACAAGCCCCGCCCUUUUCUUAUUUCCUACUACAAGCCCCGCCCUUUUCUUAUUUCCUACUACAAGCCACGCCCUUUUCUUAUUUCCUACUACAAGCCACGCCCUUUUCUUAUUUCCUACUACAAGCCACGCCCUUUUCUUAUUUCCUACUACAAGCCACGCCCUUUUCUUAUUUCCUACUACAAGCCACGCCCUUUUCUUAUUUCCUACUACAAGCCACGCCCUUUUCUUAUUUCCUACUACAAGCCACGCCCUUUUCUUAUUUCCUACUACAAGCCCCGCCCUUUUCUUAUUUCCUACUACAAGCCACGCCCUUUUCUUAUUUCCUACUACAAGCCACGCCCUUUUCUUAUUUCCUACUACAAGCCACGCCCUUUUCUUAUUUCCUACACACACUUUUUAGCAACACGCCUUACGACAACGUUUGUACGCCAACAUUUGUACGCCAACGUCGUCCUGAUGGUCUGCUGACUUUGCACUUUGUCAUCAAUAAUCACUUUUUUAUAUCACCUUCAUUUUAUACUCUUUUUAUAUACACGCUCCACAUUGUGGCCAUGACGCAAUAGUGUGUGUCCUUUGUGUGUCGAUGACGCAAUAGUGUGUGGCCAUGACACAAUAGUGUGUGGCCAUGACGCAAUAGUGUGUGGCCAUGACACAAUAGUGUGUGUCCUUUGUGUGUCGAUGACGCAAUAGUGUGUGUCCUUUGUGUGUGGCCAUGACGCAAUAGUGUGUGGCAAUGACACAAUAGUGUGUGUCGAUGACACAAUAGUGUGUGUCGAUGACACAAUAGUGUGUGUCCUUUGUGUGUCAUGACGCAAUAGUGUGUGGCCAUGACGCAAAAGUGUGUGUCCUUUGUGUGUGGUCAUGACGCAAUAGUGUGUGGCCAUGGCGCAAAAGUGUGUGUCCUUUGUGUGUGGUCAUGACGCAAUAGUGUGUGGCCAUGAUGCAAUAGUGUGUGGCCAUGACACAAUAGUGUGUGUCCUUUGUGUGUGGCCAUGACGCAAUAGUGUGUGUCCUUUGUGUGUCGAUGAUGCAAUAGUGUGUGUGGCCAUGACCCAAUAGUGUGUGGCCAUGACGCAAUAGUGUGUGGCCAUGACCCAAUAGUGUGUGGCCAUGACGCAAUAGUGUGUGGCCAUGACCCAAUAGUGUGUGGCCAUGACACAAUAGUGUGUGUCCUUUGUGUGUGGCCAUGACGCAAUAGUGUGUGUCCUUUGUGUGUCGAUGAUGCAAUAGUGUGUGUGGCCAUGACCCAAUAGUGUGUGGCCAUGACGCAAUAGUGUGUGGCCAUGACGCAAUAGUGUGUGGCCAUGACACAAUAGUGUGUGUCCUUUGUGUGUCGAUGACGCAAUAGUGUGUGUGGCCAUGACGCAAUAGUGGGUGGCCAUGACACAAUAGUGUGUGUCGAUGACGCAAUAGUGUGUCCUUUGUGUGUGGUCAUGACGCAAUAGUGUGUGUCGAUGACGCAAUAGUGUGUGUCCUUUGUGUGUGGUCAUGACGCAAUAGUUGAUGGCCAUGACACAAUAGUGUGUGUCGAUGACGCAAUAGUGUGUGUCCUUUGUGUGUGGUCAUGACGCAAUGGUGGGUGGCCAUGACACAAUAGUGUGUGUCGAUGACGCAAUAGUGUGUGUCCUUUGUGUGUGGUCAUGACGCAAUAGUUGAUGGCCAUGACACAAUAGUGUGUGUCGAUGACGCAAUAGUGUGUGUCCUUUGUGUGUGGUCAUGACGCAAUAGUUGAUGGCCAUGACACAAUAGUGUGUCGAUGACGCAAUAGUGUGUGUCCUUUGUGUGUCAUGACGCGAUAGUGGGUGGCCAUGACACAAUAGUGUGUCGAUGACGCAAUAGUGUGUGUCCUUUGUGUGUCAUGACGCGAUAGUGGGUGGCCAUGUCGCAAAAGUGUGUGUCCUUUGUGUGUGGUCAUGACGCAAUAGUGGGUGGCCAUGACACAAUAGUGUGUGUCGAUGACGCAAUAGUGUGUGUCCUUUGUGUGUCAUGACGCAAUAGUGUGUGGCCAUGACGCAAAAGUGUGUGUCCUUUGUGUGUGGCCAUGACGCAAUAGUGUGUGUCAAUGACGCAAUAGUGUGUGACAAUGACGCAAUAGUGUGUGUCAAUGACACAAUAGCGUGUGGCCAUGACGCAACAGUGUGUGUCCUUUGUGUGUGUUGAUGACGCAAUGGUGUGUGUCGAUGACGCAAUAGUGUGUCUCCUUUGUGUGUCAUUGACACAAUAGUGUGUGUCGAUGACACAAUGGUAUGUGUCAUUGACGCAACAGUGUGUCGGUGACGCAAUCGUGUGUGUCAUUUGUGUGUUUCAUUGACGCAACAGUGUGUGUCAACGACACAAUAGAAUGUGUCAUUUGUGUGUGUCCUUGAUGCAAUAGUGUGUGUCAUUGACGCAAUAGUGUGUGUCAAUGACGCAAUGGUGUGUGUCUGUUAUGUGUGUCAUUGAUGCAAAAGUGUGUGUCCUUUACGUGUGUCAUUGACGCAAUGGUGUGUGUUAAUGACGCAGUAGUGUGUGUCGAUGACACAAUAUAGUGUGUGUUGAUGACGCAAUAGUGUGUGUCCUCUGUGUCAUUGAGGCAAUAGUGUGUGUCGAUGACACAAUAGAAUGUGUCAUUUGUGUGUCUGUGUGUGUGUGUGUGUGUGUGUGUGUGUGUGUGUGUGUGUGUGUGUGUGUGUGUGUGUGUUCAUGUCCAUUGCAGCUGCUGGCCAAAGAAGAGAAUGUGUAAGAAUCACAUUCAGUUUGUUGUUAUUUACAGUAUUACUACAACACCCCAAAAGCAGUGAAGUUGUCACGUUGUGUAACUGCUAAAUGAAAACACAAUACAAUGAUUUGCAAAUCCUUUUCAAUGGGAGACAGGUCUGGACUACAGGCAGGCCAGUCUAGUACCCGCACUCUUUUACUAUGAAGAGUGUUGAAACACGUGGCUUGGCAUUGUCUUGCUGAAAUAAGCAGGGGCGUCCAUGGUAACGUUGCUCGGAUGGCAACAUAUGUUGCUCCAAAAGCUAUAUGUACCUUUCAGCAUUAAUGGCGCCUUCACAGAUGUGUAAGUUACCCAUGUCUUGGGCACUAAUACACCCCCAUACCAUCACACAUGCUGCCUUUUACACUUUGCGCCUAUAACAAUCCGGAUGGUUCUUUUCCUCUUUGGUCCGGAGUCCACAGUUUCCAAAAACAAUUUAAAAUGUGGACUCGUCAGACCACAGAACACUUUUCCACUUUGCAUCAGUCCAUCUUAGAUGAGCUCGGGCCCAGCGAAGCCGGCGGCGUUUCUGGGUGUUGUUGAUAAAUGGCCGUAGAUGGUCGAAAUCCCUAAAUUCCUUGCAAUAGGAAUUGCAAUUAGCCCGUUCACCUGCGGGAUGUUCCAAGUAAGUGUUUGAUGAGCAUUCCUCCACUUUCUCAGUCUUUUUUGCCACUUGUGCCAGCUUUUUUGAAACAUGUCGCAGGCAUCAAAUUCCAAAUGAGCUAAUAUUUGCAAAAAAUAACAAAAGUUUACCAGUGUGAAUAUUAAAUAUCUUGUCUUUGCAGUCUAUUCAAUUGAAUAUAAAUUACUGUAUUCUCUUUUUAUUUAGCAUUUCCACAACGUGACAACUUCACUGCUUUCGGGGUUUGUACUUUCCUUUUUCUUCUUCCUCUACGAGGCAGCUGCCGAUGCAAUGUUGUGUUGUUGUUGUGUUGCUGAGACAAAACGGAGGACAAAAGUGUCGAUCACACGUGACACUUUGAACAAAAAUGAUCAAAUCUUUUUAUUUGGCCCUGGUCUGUGCCUUAUACUUCUUGUAAAAACAACUUAUUUUAUAUGAAACAAAUAUAUAUAAAUAUACUGUAAAUACACAUUGUUCUGCACUUUUCUAUGACCUUUAUUCCUUUUUUUGAAACGCUCCAAAGGCUUUGAAUUUGUCUUCACAAUUCAAACUGUAUUCUUUUGUACAUUUAACUUAAUAAAUCAAAGGUCCAAGUCCCUUUCCCCACCUGGCUCGUCUUUGUAUUCCCUCCAAACACCCAGCAGUACACCUGAUGAAAAGGAGCAGGAAGAAGCUAAGUUUAUUUUUAUUCUACCUUCUCUGAUUGUUCUUUCUUUUUUUACUGUGAGCACAACUACUAAAAAAAUACUCUCCAUCUUUGUACAACAUCUAAAAAAUACAUGCUUGGUGUGUGUAGGAAAAGAAGCAGGAAGAAGCAGAAUUCAGAAUCGAUUCAAACCGAUUCUCGCAAUGUAUUAUUUGCCAUAAUAUUUAUGAACUCCACAGACACACAAGUAGAAAAAAAAAAAAAAAAGUCUUUAAUUAAAACACUCGCAAGUA
Messenger RNA from Entelurus aequoreus (snake pipefish), 6352 nucleotides. It is a transcript of the gene map3k22, whose product is annotated as mitogen-activated protein kinase kinase kinase 22. The coding region runs from base 59 to 1894 and encodes 611 amino acids. Gene Ontology annotation, molecular function: ATP binding; protein kinase activity; protein binding. The transcript has 17 exons. NCBI's taxonomy places the organism in Eukaryota, Metazoa, Chordata, Actinopteri, Syngnathiformes, Syngnathidae. Gene Ontology annotation, biological process: protein phosphorylation. The record is from RefSeq and is a predicted model, not a curated record.